Messenger RNA from Mollisia scopiformis, 1200 nucleotides. RefSeq lists its product as uncharacterized. The record is from RefSeq and is a predicted model, not a curated record. Lineage: Eukaryota; Fungi; Ascomycota; Leotiomycetes; Helotiales; Mollisiaceae. Bases 1 to 1092 code for a protein of 363 amino acids. The transcript is spliced from 2 exons.
AUGGAGUCUGGAACAGAAUCUCCUGUCCGUUGCUCCAUCUGCAUGGAGUAUCGAUCUUCAGACGUCGCACGGAUGGUGCCUUGUGGUCACGAGUUCGAUCUGGCUUGUACCAGUAGGCUUCUCAAGAGCUCGGGUAUUGUAGGGCGCAAUUGUCCUUUAUGUCGAUCUCGUAUCGAAGAGAUUCAUUAUAACUUCGAGGACGGGACUCAUGAGAAGCAUAUUACCGGGCCGGUUCGGGCAGAGUCCCCACUCAUGUCCGGACCUUUCAUUCGACCAGAUGAGGAACUAAGGACGGACAUGGCUCCCGCUGAGCGUGACCGCGUGCUAGAGCUCCGCCGCCUUCGACAAGGAGGAGGUUGUCGGAUUAGGAUGUGUCUUGCGAAGCGGGGCAUUCAUACCAAAGAAGGCGAUAACUUCAUCGUUAUGCACAGCUGUAUCGAUGUAAGAAUCGACCAAGUACCGCACGACGCUGGCACAGCUUCUACAAUGGUUCGCAAAUUUGUGAUAGCAACUCUGCCAAUCGACGCAGAGAGCGAGGCGUACGUGCAUCGAUUUGGCCCGCUAAACCCAGCUGGAAUAGCUCAAGCCCGAGAUAACGUCAAAAUCCUUCUGGCACGGGUGGGUUGCUUCGAGCAAGAUUUCGCGCGGUUCCACAAGAACGGCUUGUUGUACAAGAUCCUUUACGAUGAUAAGGGUCUUAGAAUAAAUGUCAGAAAAACUCUACAAAUCGUCAAGGACGAUAACGGAGGUGAGGACAUCUUGAUCGUAUCAACACUGAAAAUGAACGAAAUCUACGCUACACGACCACCGGCUGCAGAUCCUGACAAGUUGUAUGGUAUCGAACGCAGCAAGAGGGAACAAGUGGUUCGCUUAGCACGCGAGGAAUUUGAGGGGGCGCUGGAAUUCGCAUUCAUUCAAAAUCCGACGAUUAUCCUGUCGGAACCUACGGCUACUGGGAUCUUAGAUGUUCGGCCUGGUAUUCAUUGCGAGCACUGCGAUCUUGGAGGGCAUAGGAAUGGGGAUUGUGAGUUGAAUAAGAUUCGGAAGAUUUUUGCCGAUCAUGGGGAGCUUGGCGAGGAUGAUGAAUUUUGAAUGUGUUCUUAGGCCUAUGCUUUUGAUGUCAUCUACUUUGGAUAUUCUGUCCUUGGUCUCAUCAUUUGGGUCAGUGUGUGAAGACGUAAGCGCGGAAUUGUCAGGAGC